AUGGAGGACAAAAUAUCUGAAUUUCUGCAUGUGCCAUCUGAGUCGCUUCGUGGCAUUAAACAUUCAGCUCUGAAAAGGCUAUACAAGAAAAUAGGCGAGUUUGAACGCUCUGAAAAAGAAGUAACGAAGCUUAACGUCUUUGUCGAUGAGAUCAAAUCGCAAUAUUAUACGAGAAUUUCCAAACUUACAAAACUAUUGAAUGAGUCAUCUGAGGAGAAAGUCAUAAAUAGCAAGGUUAUGAACCGUUUGCAGGAUCAGUUGAAAGAAGAACGCUCAAGACAUACGCGGAAAAUUGAUGCGUUAAACAAACAAUUGAAUGCUAGUCACGAAACUAUAAAGAAGCUAGAGGAUGAAGAAGGCGCUAAAGAGGAAGCUUCAAGCUGGCAGGAUGGACUUCGAAAUGAUGAUUCUACAAAGCAUGUCCUGGACAAAGAAAAUAAGCUACUUCAAAGAAAACUGCUGGAGAUGGAAAAUAUAUUACAAGUUUGCAAGUCCAACGCCGUAUCGCUCCAGUUUAAAUAUGAUACUGCAUCACAAGAAAAAGAACUAUGGCUACAAAAUAAAAAGUGGACUGAGGAAAGGUUGUCAUCCUGUAAUCAAAAAGCACUGGUGGACGAAGUUACAAAAACGUCUUACCUACAGAAUCUAGAGGAAAAAUUAAAUCAAACGCAGACUGAAAAUGAAUCCGUUUCUACCUACAAUAAGUUUUUACUAGAUCAAAAUAAAAAAUUAUCUCACUUAGUGGAGGAGAAAUUAUUGGAAAUCAAAAACCUUAAAGAUACCGCAAAUACGGAAAAAUCGGAAUUCUCCAAAGAAAUGACCUUACAAAAAAAAAUGAACGAUUUGUUGCGCUCACAAUUAACAUCAUUUGAAAGAGGCCACUCUUUGAGGCCAAAAGAAAAGGGUGAUGAUAAACUCUGCAAGAAUCCUGAACAUAUCGACGUAGCAGAGGAGUUGAUUGAUGCAAAGUUGAAACUAGAAAAAUCAAAAGAAGAAUGUCAACUGUUAAAAAAUAUAGUUUCAGAUUGUAUCGAAGAAAAUGGAACCACUGUCAAUACCAACACAGCUGCCCCCACCGUAGGUAAGCUAUUUUCUAAUAUCAAAACGCUGAAAAGACAAUUGGUGAAAGAAAGAAGUCAAAAAUUUCAAGUACAAAAUCAAUUGAAAGACUUUGUCUUGGAACUAGAACAUAAAACUCCGGCAUUGGUCUCUUUCAAAGAAAGGACAGAAUUAUUAGAGCAUGAGCUAAAAUGUUCUACGGAACUGCUAGAAACGAUGUCUUUGGCUAAGCGUAAGGAUGAAAAAAAACUAACCUCACUAGAGCAGAAAAUCAACAGUUAUGAAGCAAAUAUUCAUUCACUGGUGAGACAACGGUUGGAUUUGGCCCGUCAAGUAAAAAUUCUUCUUUCAAAUAUAUCAGCGAUACAGACAACAACAUCGCCGUUAUCAAACGAUGAACUCAUGUCAUUGAGGAAGUUAUUGGAAUCAGAAAAUACUGUGAAUGAAAGGGACUCACAAAUCAUCAUCACCGAAAAGCUAGUCGAAUUUAAGAACAUAGAUGAGCUACAAGAAAAAAAUAUGGAGCUCUUGGAUUGCAUUCGUAUUUUGGCUGAUAAAUUAGAAACUAAUGAGGGAGAAGCAGAUAAAACUGUAGCCAAAAUAGAAAACCAAACAAUCAAAGAGGCGAAGGAAGCAAUAAUUGAAAUGGAGAGUAUCAAUUCAAAACUAGCAUUGCGCGUAAAUAUUCUCACGAGAGAACGAGACUCUUACAAAUUGUUAGCCUCAGCCAAUGAUAACAAGACCCAUGCUGACACUGAAGGCAUAACAGAAGCGACUUACGAGAAGAAGAUUAGAGAACUUCAAAGUAAACUUUCAUCCACAAGGGUUGAAAGCUCCGCUAUUAUUCAAAAUUUAAACGGACAGUUAUUGACUUACAAAAAAUCGCAGACCGAUGGGAAAAUAGCCUUGCAAGAGUUUGAAAACUUCAAAGUUUUGGUGGCGGAAAAGGAAGCUAUGUUACAGGAAAGAAUAAAUCACCUGAAAACUCAAUUGGAGAAGCAACGAUUGAGUGCGGCGCCACCCGUACAGGAUUAUAAAUACAGCAAUCUGACUGACUUAUCGCACUCUGAGAACAAAAUUGGAUCUUUGAAGUAUGAGAUUUCCAAUCUAAAGAAAGAAAAUACAGGCUUGAUAGCAAUGAAGGAAUCUUUAACUAGAGACUUGGAAAGAUGUUGCAAAGAAAAAAUGCAGCUACACGUGAAGCUUAGCGAAUCGGAAACAAGUCACAACGAACAAAAUCUCAUAUUUGGAUCUAAAGAAUUGCAGUACAGUACCAGAAUUAAAGUAUUGGAGAAAAAUUUGAAAGAGUUAAAUGUACGAUUGGAGUCAAAGGAGCAAGAAAUAAAGACGCUGCAGUCAUCUAAGAAUUCACAGCUCAAAUGGGCUCAAAACACCAUUGACGAUACAGAAAAGAACUUGAAGUCUGUAUCGGCAGAGCUAUCCAAUAAGGAAACAACAAUUGGAAGACUGUCAUUGGAAAUUGAAAACCUUGGCAAUGAAUUGAGAAUGACCAAGCUCCAGUACAAAUUUUUGAGUAACACUAGUGAUACAAAUACGCUAGAGCCCACUUUAAGGAAAGAGUUAAAACAGACUCAGAUUGAAUUAAAAGAUGCCCAUUCACAGAUCAAAGCUUACGAGGAAAUUAUCUCGACAAAUGAGAAUGUACUCAAAGAAUUAAAUGGCGAACUAAAAAAAGCAAAAGAAGACUGCGAGACCAAGAUCCAAUUGGAGAACAAGGAAAAAGGUGCAAAGGAGGAAGAGUUAUCCCAUCUACGCAAAGAGCUUGAUGAAAUAAGAUGUUUGCAACCGAAGCUAAGAGAAGGUGCCUCAUACCUCGUUCUACAAUCAGAAAAGGUAGGCGAUCAAGCACAAAGGAUCCAAGAAAUGAAAAACAAAAUCGAUAAAAUGGCCGCGAUUAUUGAAGCGUAUCAAAAAGAAGAGAGUUCUCAGUACCAAUCCGAGCUGAAGACAAAUAAGGAUUUAUCAGAAUGGGUCAUGCGUCUUGAAAAAGAGGCCUUUGAUUACCAAACAGAGUUGAAAAAGACGAAAAAGUCUCUGUAUAGUACUCAAGAAUUACUUGACAGACAUGAAAAGAAGUGGAUGGAGGAAAAGGCCGAUUACGAAAGAGAAUUGAUAUCUAAUAUCGAACAAACAGAAUCUUUGCGCGUUGAAAAUUCAGUGUUGAUCGAAAAGAUUGAUGGCGCCACAGAGGGAAGUAAUAGUAAUGAAAAAUAUUUAGAGCUAGUUUCAUUAUUUUCAAAUUUGCGUCACGAAAGAAGUUCCCUAGAAACGAAAUUAACCACUUGUAAAAGAGAUUUAGCUCUUCUCAGACAGAAGAACGCUAGUUUAGAGAAAAGCAUAGGUGACUUACAGCGGGCUAACACUGUACCACGAAAUAAGGUCCAAUGUCCCGCUGUUAUUAUUGAUGAAUAUGAGAAAAUCAUAAAAGAAAUUGCUCAAGUUAACAUUUUAAGGGAGAAUAACGCCAUUUUACAUAAGAGUCUCAAAAAUGUUACCGAAAAGAAUGAGGCAAUUUACAAAGAAUUGAUCAAUAUGCAAGAAGAAAUAUCUCGACUACAGGGUCAUCUUAUUCAAACGAAAGAGCAAGUUUCAAUCAAUGCUAACAAGGUUUUAGCCUAUGAAAGUGAAAUCGAGCAGUGCAAACAGAGGUAUCAGGACUUAUCUCAGCAACAAAAACUCACACACAAAAACGAAACUGAAAAGCUACAUAAUGUGAUUGGAGACUUGGAGGUUAAACUUCUCAACGUCCAAAAUGCAAACGCUGACUUAGAGAAUAAAUUCAAUAGGUUAAAGAAACAAGCACAUGAAAAGUUGGACGCGUCUAAGAAACAACAGACAGCGCUAACUAACGAACUCAAUGAAUUAAAGGAAACCAAAGAUAAAUUGGAAGAGAAUUUACAUAAUGAAGAAUCCAAAGUUGUUGAUCUGGAACUAAAACUUAAGGAACAUGGACUCCAAGUUGGAGAAGUUUCGAAAGAUCACGAUAGUAUCGCUUUUAAACCAUUUGUGGAGGAGAUUGAGUCGCUCAAAAAGGAGCUGCAAGUCUUCAGAAAUGCUAAUGACGCCUCUGACGCAUUUGAGAAGAUAAAAAAUAAUAUGGAGGAAGAAAAAAACAAGAUCAUUGAUGAAAAAACAAAGGAUUUUGAAAAAAAACUGCAAGACGCUGUGAACAAGAGUAAAAGCAAUGAAUCAGAAGUAGAAAAUAGUGAACAUAUAGAGGCGUUAAAGAAAGAAUGGCUCAAAGAAUAUGAAGAGGAAACAGUGAAAAGAAUUAAAGAGGCCGAAGAAAACUUAAAGAAAAGGAUAAGGCUACCAAGCGAAGAAAGAAUACAAAAGAUUAUUUCCAAGCGCAAAGGCGAAUUAGAACAAGAGUUCGAAAGGAAAUUAAAGGAAAAUAACAAAAGCCUGGUAUUCUCUGGUUCGAAUGAAGAGGAGGCUGAAGACGAGCUAUGGAAUAGCCCAUCAAAGGGAAGCUCUGAAAAGCCUUCAGUUGUUACCGACUUGAUAAAACAGAAAAACAUCAAACUCCAGGAACAGCUGAAAAACGUCAAGAAUGCCGUCACGUUUAAUGAUAAACGGCCAAAAAGUGAAAAUAAAGAGAAUAACAUUCCAGAUAGCGCGGCAGCUGAUAACAGGGUUCCUUCGGCUUUCAGUUUUGGCAAGCCUCUAUUCUCCUCAAACACAUCAUCCUUUCAAAGCUUUCACAAUCCAUUCACUCCAUCUGCCGCUAACUUUAGUACAGAUGGUUCACUACCGACAUUCAAUAUUAAAUCUGCAUUUGCAGCCGGUACGGCUGGUAACACCCUUAAAACAUCCGACCCAGCUAACGUCGGAAUCAAUGAGGCAAAAGUAAUGGAAAUUGGAAAUACAUCAAAACGACCAAUUCAGAGUGACACCUCUUCCGAUCCAGAUUCGAAAAAGUUUAAAGAGAGCCCAGAAAAUGACUUAGCUCCCAAGGAUUGA
Molecule: messenger RNA, 5043 nt
Organism: Saccharomyces kudriavzevii IFO 1802
Lineage: Eukaryota; Fungi; Ascomycota; Saccharomycetes; Saccharomycetales; Saccharomycetaceae
Gene: MLP2
Product: Mlp2p
Exons: 1
Coding region: 1-5043 (1680 amino acids)
Biological process (GO): mRNA export from nucleus
Cellular component (GO): nuclear pore
Molecular function (GO): structural constituent of nuclear pore
Source: RefSeq, a predicted model, not a curated record